UCUCUCUGCUCGUUGCCUACAAAUGGAGCUACGUAAAGAAUUCUAUUAAUUACCUGUAUUAUCCCGGCAAGGCUACAGGACGGCACUAAUUACUUUUUUGUGCUUUAACAUCAGAUAGAAUUUGGGUCCCUGAGGUUUUGUUACAUAAUUCAUUUAGUGCAGACUGAUCAAAACUGCAGUUGGGAAAUGAUCCGGCGCCUGAAUUUGUCCAUCCAAAGGAGGUUUAAGUUGAUGGUUUUGUCUCUUCUGUUCCUCACCUUUGUGAUGCACUUUGCACUAGACAUAUCCACCCUCUCCUCUAACAUUUCCUGCCUGUGCCCCUCCCACGAGCACCCCAGACACAAACUUCAUGGGGUUAAGAAGUCCCCGAUUAUUAGAGCGCUUCAGGAUUUCAGUGGGAGCAACGGGUCAAAACAAGUAUCUUCAGUGGAUGCCAGUCACAUGUCAAAGAACUCUCCAAAUAGCCCGGAGGUCGAGAAGAGGUUAAAGCGAUAUCAGGGUUCAAAGCUGACUUCUCUGUUCCAACACCCCCUCUAUAACACACCUCUACCAACCCUCAAGCAGGAAGACAAACUGUUUAAGGUGAACGCCAAGGAACGUUUCACUCUGAAGAGCAGCGGAAGUGAGGAAUGGGUUAGUGCCGAAGUGGAGUUUGUCCUCCCCACAGGAGACGCACCUGCCGACACUUACCCCACCUGGCUGAAGUUCCACAUUGGCAUCAACCGCUAUGAGUUGUACCCUCGGAGGGACCCCCUGCUGCCUACUCUGCUUAAGGAGCUGUCUAUACAACGUAUCCUCAAUUCUGUUCAGAAGCCUGGUGGGACCCAGCUGAAACUGCUCAUGACGUUCCCCAACUACGGACAAGGUCUCUUCAAACCCAUGAAACAGAGCCGUGAUCAGGAGACUCCUGCAGACUUUUUCUACUUCUCUGACUUUGAGAGGCACAACGCAGAAAUAGCAGCUUUUCACCUGGACAGGAUCCUAGACUAUCGACGAAUCCCGCCUGUGGUUGGCCGUGUGCUGAAUAUAACGAAGGAGGUGCGAGAUAUUACAACAGACAAGAAACUUGCCAAAACCUUCUACAUCUCACCAGCUAACAACGUGUGCUUCUACGGUGUGUGCUCAUAUUACUGCUCCACCGAGCACGCCCUGUGCGGGAAGCCUGAUCAGCUGGAAGGGUCUAUUGCCGCUUUCCUGCCGGACACGGCUCUGGCCAAGAGGAGGUCAUGGCGCAGCCCCUGGCGACGAUCAUAUCACAAGAGCAAGAAGGCUGACUGGGAGCUAAAUCCUAAGUAUUGUGACAGUGUUAAAGAGACCCCACCGUACAGCGAGGGGACUCGUCUUGUAGACUUGAUAGACCUCUGUAUUCUGGAUUUCUUCAUGGGUAAUCAGGAUCGUCAUCACUAUGAGACAUUUGAGAAGUUCGGGAAUCAAACGUUCCUUCUGCACCUGGACAAUGGCCGCGGGUUUGGACGUCACUCGUACGAUGACCUUUCUAUCCUGGCGCCCCUCCAGCAGUGCUGCAGGAUAAAGAAGUCUACCUUACAACGCCUGCAGCUGCUCUCCACUGAUCCCUACCGUCUGAGUGAUGUAAUGCGAGAGUCUCUGUCCUCCGACGCACUCUCCCCCAUCUUAUCCGAGCCUCACCUGACCGCACUGGACCGCAGGCUUGCCACCACACUAGAUGUAGUCAGGCAGUGCCUUAAGAAAGACGGGUACCAGCAGGUGGUAUAUAAUGACCUGACCAAUGUCCAGAAUACAUAGUACAGGAAAUCCAGCCAAUGCCAUCAUUGUGCCAUUUACCCCAUCUAUUGGCCUCAGCCAAGGAAAUCUGGGCCCAUAAAUAAACACUUUAUCACCAAAGGUUACCGCUGCCAUUUCAGUUGCUAUUUGGUUUGUUAGAUGUUUAUUUUUAUUAAACCAAAAGAAAUUGACUAUGAAA
Bombina bombina (fire-bellied toad) is the source of this 1942-nucleotide messenger RNA. RefSeq names its product extracellular serine/threonine protein kinase FAM20C. The coding region runs from base 187 to 1764 and encodes 525 amino acids. The transcript has 10 exons. Gene Ontology annotation, molecular function: phosphotransferase activity, alcohol group as acceptor. Gene Ontology annotation, cellular component: Golgi apparatus. NCBI's taxonomy places the organism in Eukaryota, Metazoa, Chordata, Amphibia, Anura, Bombinatoridae. The record is from RefSeq and is a predicted model, not a curated record. Gene Ontology annotation, biological process: protein phosphorylation.